CUUUCUAAGUGCAAACAACCUUUUCAUCUAUGUGUUAAUGUCUUCUUCUGUUUAGAAUCAUUCUCUAUUCCUUAUUAAUUUAUUUUCCUUGAGAGCUAUGCUAUUUGUCAUAACCAAAUCUUUGCAUUAUCGCCGUUAGGUAGAUUAAUUGCGAAAACAGAAUGGUGUAGUGAAGUCACUUGCCAUAAUCUGCUGAAGAAAUAAGAUUGCAGGUUUUGAAGUAAGCUCUUGGUGAGUGGUAACCAAGAAUUGAUGCCUCUGCCAUCAAGUGUAGUAAUUUGGAUGUCAUAUUGAACUAAGUUACUCGUGUUUUACUACUCUUUAUGUUCGACGAUCAUGUAGAUCUACAGUCUUAAGUCUUAAACAUGUAAUGUUACCAAGAGCCAAGGCAAUCAGUAGAGAGCUAGAAACUGUGUAUUAGUUUUUCUCUUUUCUUGUUUUAAAGAAAGCGAUACAUUUGAUGUUCCGGUGAUUAUCUUGAUAAAGGAGGGUGCAAAGCUUGAUAUUAUGAUGGAUCUACCUUAGCUUUUAAUGCUAUUCUGCUUUCUUCCCACUGUAUUAUUUUGACCUGACACAUCAUACCUUACUUAUUUGCUUAACUCCCCGGUGAUGAUGCAUUCGUGCUGAUGUUGAAGUUCUCUUGUAUUUCUAGUGUCAGGUGGUUGUUCGAUGAAGUCUCACUACCUUGGUCAUAUUAUUCGUUAACAACACUUUAUUAUUUCCGUCUUUUGAUGGGCUGCUUUCACUCCACAAUCUCCAAAUACACCCCUGGUUACGAGGAGCCAACAGUGCUCGCUGCUGAGACAGCUUUUACGGUGAGUGAAGUUGAAGCAUUAUACGAGCUGUUUAAGAAAAUAAGCAGCUCUAUAAUUGAUGAUGGGCUCAUUCACAAGGAAGAGCUUCAGUUGGCACUUUUCAGGAACCAAAACAGAAGAAAUCUGUUUGCAGACAGGAUUUUUGAUCUCUUUGAUUACAAGCGCAACGGAGUGAUUGAGUUUGGAGAAUUUGUCAGAUCAUUGAGCGUGUUCCACCCAAAUGCACCAGUAGCCGAUAAAAUUGCAUUUGCAUUCCGAUUAUAUGAUCUAAGGCAAACUGGUUAUAUUGAGAGAGAAGAGCUGAAAGAGAUGGUUUUGGCACUGCUGCAUGAAUCGGACCUAGUUCUUUCAGAUGAUGUUGUCGAAAUGAUUAUAGAUAAGACAUUUAAUGAAGCAGAUAAAAAGGGUGAUGGGAAGAUAGAUCCAGAAGAGUGGAAGGAGUUUGCUUCAAAGAAUCCGUCUCUUCUAAAGAAUAUGACCCUUCCCUAUCUGAAGGACAUAACUUUAGCAUUUCCUAGUUUUGUGAUGAGCUCUGAGGUUGAAGAUUUGGAAGUCUAAGGCUCAUACUUAGCAGACACCGCGCAUAGGGGAAGGUCGUAUCAGGUAAUAUUCCACAGUGAUGAUGCAACAGAAAUGCGGAAGGGGUCAAGAAUCAGAAAGACAAGAGAUUUUGCAUUGAUUAUUUGGAAGUUGGCCGCACAAGAUUGAGCUUAAGAGGCAGAAGAAAAUCAGUUUUCUGCCAUCUUUAGACGCGAAGCAAUAUGUAGUACUUUAAGUUUCUAACUAGUCCGCUGGAGUUUGAAAGUAAGUUAGCACUGUUCAUAUUAUAGUUCUCCGAAAUUUUUGACAGGGUUGUUCCUACUUUUUCAAUUCUCAUGAGUAAUAAAUAAUCUUGGAAAACAACAUUUUCAGUGAUGAAGAUGCUAAAUUUUGGUAAAAAGAAUUAAUAAAGAUAUGAAAACUGUGACAUAUCUAGUAAUGUUAAUUUC
This is a messenger RNA of Nicotiana tabacum (common tobacco), 1804 nucleotides long. The record is from RefSeq and is a predicted model, not a curated record. NCBI's taxonomy places the organism in Eukaryota, Viridiplantae, Streptophyta, Magnoliopsida, Solanales, Solanaceae.